Chilo suppressalis (striped riceborer) is the source of this 1197-nucleotide messenger RNA. NCBI's taxonomy places the organism in Eukaryota, Metazoa, Arthropoda, Insecta, Lepidoptera, Crambidae. The record is from the annotation of a GenBank genome assembly.
GCGGUGUGCUGCAUCAGUCUGCUCCAGACGUUGCGCUCACGCGCAUCUUUCUGUUCAAUUUUAUUCAGAAGUCUACCUAUCAAGAUGAAGGGAUUCGCCUUCUUGUUGGCUGUGAUCUCCGUGGCGACAGGUGUACGUUAUAAUGGACUCCGAGUGAAAUUCGGUUGGUCAGACGCCCUAGCGGACAAGGAUUAUUUCUACACUAUACCCCGCACCAUCAGUGAUGCGGAAUCCCUAACGUGGAAGAGGACCGAGCGUCCCCCUGGCGCUCUUCCUGAACUACGCAUGUACUGUCCUCCUGGCAGGGGAGUGUGUCCCCUGUACGACACCGCUGGCUUCGUGGCAGGACUGCAACUUGCCCUGCCCGUGGACGAAUACGAGUCGCUGGCCAUCAAGCCUGAGAAGAAGUUCGUGAAGUGGAGCGCCCCCGCCGUCGAAGGAGAGGCCGCCAAGGAGUACUGGACGCUCACACAAUACUAUGUUUCUGAAGAGUCAUUGAAAGCCGGAGCGGGUCCGCAAGCGGCUAACGGUGAAACAUUGCAAGAUGGCGGAGUGUGGGUGACCGGGCUGGACGGCAAGCUGUUCAAGAUACCCACCUCUGAGGCCGAAAUUAGCACCACACCUUUCACCAAGCAGAACUGCGUGCCUAACAUGGGUACGCACUACUACUACAACAUGACGCGCGACAUGAAAUGCGAGGACCUGCUGCCGUGGUUCGCGCUCACCAACGGCGGGGAGAUGAUCGGCACCGGCUUCAUGAUGUUCGGCAAGCUCGCGACGCAGAAGCCGCGCCACUGGUUCGAGAUACCGCCCACUGAGGACCAACUAUCUGAGAUAGUCAUACCUUACGCACCGCCCUGCCUUGGAGAGUGGGGAUCCUCGUAUGGAUUAAUAUCACUCCACAUCUACUACAUCGACGACCCAUGGAACCUCCGCUGCAAGACUGGAGACUCGAUAAAGCCCGCCCCACCGUUUGACCGCUUACUCCUCAACGGGUAUCGGUACGCGAGUCAAAUAUCCGACGAGAUGAAAAAGCUGUUCAGUGGCUGAUAACAUGAAAAUACUUCUAGCAGACACACACUUUUGUACUUCAAGCUCUACCGACAGGAUUAUUCAAUAUGAAACCUUAUUUAUUGUAAAAAUACUUUAAAUUAUUAAACACUUAAGUUUUCGUGAAUGCUUUAAUUUAUUUUAUUA